Leptopilina heterotoma is the source of this 6312-nucleotide messenger RNA. RefSeq names its product host cell factor 1 (gene Hcf). The record is from RefSeq and is a predicted model, not a curated record. The coding region runs from base 745 to 5562 and encodes 1605 amino acids. Lineage: Eukaryota; Metazoa; Arthropoda; Insecta; Hymenoptera; Figitidae. Gene Ontology annotation, molecular function: protein binding; transcription coactivator activity. Gene Ontology annotation, biological process: regulation of DNA-templated transcription; chromatin remodeling. Gene Ontology annotation, cellular component: histone methyltransferase complex. The transcript is spliced from 9 exons.
UCAGCGCAUUGUGUAUCACGCUUUGUCGAUUGGCGUUUACAACAAACGUUUUUUGUGUUUAUUAAAGUGUGAAUUUUCAGCGUGCGGUUUUUAUUGAUUUGAUGCGAAUUCGGGAAAUAAAUAUUUUGUUGCAUUAUAAUAGUGUAUGGCAGUUAACCUCAUCGUUGCAAAACUCCCCAAGUUCCUAUCAUUAUCAGAAUAUGACGGUUGUGCAACUUGAAAAAUAUAUUUCUGUUCGUGCCAGAAACACAAGUCUUGACUAGUGACAGUACAGUGCUGUAAACAUUGUAGGAGUAAAUAAUAAAUAAAUUGGUGUCUUUAUGUUCAUUUUGCGUUAGAACUGAUGAGUGCCAGAUAAUAAAUGUUUGUCAGGUAUUUUUGUCUAGUAUUUUUUCAAUCAAGAUUUUUUCAAAAUUAAUAAUGUCUUGUUUGAUUGUGAAUUUAUUACAUUGUAUUCGAUUUUGCAGUUAAUUCAGUUGUGUUUGACAAAUCAGAGGUUAGAAUCAAGGCGGACGGUUUCCUUUCGCAUAGUGAAGGAAAGUGACUGUUUUCUGACGCGUUUGUAUAAUAGUUUAGAAUUAUUUUUGUUAAGAAACGUAUUGUAGACGUUAAUUAAGGUGAAAUUUGUUAAAUUCUGUGAUUUUUGUUCGAAUUGCGGCAUUCCGAACAAGUGAAACUGUUCGUUUUAGUGCGGGAGUGUUAGUAUGGUUGGUGUAUGAAAAAAUUAUGUGAUCGACGGUCAUUAUGGCGGCACCCAUGUUAAAGUGGAAGCGAAUCUCAAAUCCUGUCGGGCCACAACCAAGACCGCGUCAUGGACACAGAGCGGUUGCUAUCAAGGAUCUUAUGGUUGUUUUCGGCGGGGGUAACGAAGGAAUCGUCGAUGAACUUCAUAUCUACAAUACAGCAACAAAUCAAUGGUUUGUACCAUCAACAAAAGGAGAUAUUCCGCCAGGAUGUGCGGCUUAUGGAUUUGUCGUGGAUGGAACACGAAUUUUAGUCUUUGGAGGAAUGGUAGAAUAUGGAAAAUAUUCUAAUGAAUUGUAUGAACUUCAAGCGAGCCGAUGGGAAUGGAAGAGGUUAAAGCCGAGACCACCGAAAAAUGAUCCUCCACCAUGUCCACGACUUGGUCAUAGUUUCACUCUAAUUGGUAAUAAGGUGUUUCUCUUUGGAGGAUUAGCGAACGAUAGUGAUGAUCCGAAGAAUAAUAUACCAAGAUAUUUGAAUGAUCUUUAUACUCUGGAACUUCUACCCAAUGGACAGACUGCUUGGGAAGUGCCACAAACUUAUGGUCACGCACCACCACCAAGAGAAUCACACACUGGUGUCGCUUACACUGAUCAAAAAACUGGAAAAUCAUGUCUAGUCGUCUAUGGCGGCAUGAGUGGUUGUCGAUUAGGUGAUCUUUGGUUCCUCGAUGUUGACACUAUGACCUGGAACAAACCUGCCGUUCAAGGUCCAACUCCUUUGCCUCGCUCUUUACACACGGCAACGUUAAUUGGCCAUCGGAUGUACGUAUUUGGUGGAUGGGUUCCGCUUGUCGUCGAUGAUGUCAAAGUGGCAACACACGAGAAGGAAUGGAAGUGCACUAGCACUCUUGCGUGUUUGAACCUAGAAAAGUUAACAUGGGAGCAAUUGACUGUCGAUUCGCUUGAGGAGAACGUUCCUCGUGCGCGUGCUGGACAUUGUGCUGUUGGUGUCCACAGCAGAUUAUACGUAUGGUCCGGAAGGGAUGGUUAUCGCAAAGCCUGGAAUAAUCAGGUAUGCUGCAAAGAUUUGUGGUAUCUUGAAGUAAGUAAACCACCAGCUCCAUCACGAGUACAACUCGUUCGAGCUUCAACUCAAUCGUUGGAAGUCAGUUGGAAUCCAACACCGUCAGCGCAAUACUAUGUUUUACAAAUACAAAAGUACGAUAUGCCACCAGCAAGUAGCGCUUUUCCGACUACAACACCAACAUCAGCGGCUGCACCAACGCCUACAACGACAACUGCGCCAACAACGCCAGUUACGUCAGCUCCAAUUUCGACAAUCGCUGCUCUACCAAGCACUGUCACGGCCGCGAAGGCAAAUAUCCCACAAGGAAUUCGUGCAACUGGUGCCGUUCAAUUCCCGACUCAAAAACUCAUCACCUCAUCUGUCAUUACAAAACCAGCGAGUCCCGUCACACCCCGUGUCGCCGCCAAUGUGAUUCGUAUCCGUUCGCCACUAGUUACGACAAUUGCUGCCACCACGGAACAAACACCACCCGUCAACACUUCAAACAUGGGACAAACACCAGCCGCAAUGUCAGGAAUUGCCGCAUUGGCCGCGGCCGCUGCUUCAUCACCCAAAAUCAGCAUGAACAACGUUCCAAUUUUACCGCAAAGCGCAACCAAUACAAUUCGCGUAAAGGGCGUGCAACCCGGUCAACAAAUACGUUUCACUGCACCUGGAGCAACUGUUUUACGCGCCGCCACACCGCAACAAAGUAAACAAAUUAUUCUACAAAAACCAGGACAAAAUAUUGCCGGUCAACCUCAAAUUGUUCAUCUCUUAAAAACCGGACAGGGCGUUGUUACAAUGCCAAAAGUGAGUUUAAUUCCUGGUAAAACGGUCACAACAACUGGCGGUGCCAAACCCCUUAAUCAAGGACCAACGAUAUUGAGACUCGUUAAUCCCAAUACAGUUGCGGGUUCAAAGAUUCUCACCACAAUGAAAUCGUCCGGUAUUGUUGCAAUGAGUAAAGGUCAAAGUAUUGCUGGAAAGCAGACAAUAAUGAUAACAAAACCAGGCGGUAAUGGUGGACUCGUGGGUAGAACUAAUCAAAUUAUUGUUGUAACAACUGGUUCUGGUUUGAGGGCCGUUCAAGCCGUGACAACAGCACAAGCCGGCGCUGGACAGGGAACAAUUACAACGCCUGUCAAUGUUCUACCAUUGUCGGCCGCUAAUCACGUCACCAAUCAGCAGGGAGUGAAAAUGAUUGUCGUCUCAUCGGGUGCAAUGGUCGGUGGAACUGCCGGUAAACCAAUAACAAUCACUGUACCAGGUCAGGGUGGAAUUCCCAAAACAGUCACUAUUGCUACAAAAGGCUCUCAACAAGCCCUCUUUAAUCCCGGCAAGAGUCAAAUUGUCACUGUUCCGCAAAUGCAAAAGAAUGCCGAGACUGUCACUGUAGCUGGAAAACCGGUGACUUUACAAAUGUCUGGAGGAAUCGGCGCUAAAACAGUGACACUAGUACCAACUAGUUCUUCAAUUGUGACCACUUCCGGUACUGUGGAAACCAUCGACGCAAGUAAAACGCUGUUCGUUCCAUCGCAGAAACAACCGUCAGCUUCCUUAGUGACAGCAACCACGUCAGACGGACCAGCGACAACGGACGCGGCACUGGCAGCUUUAGCCGCCGAGGCUGGUCUAAUUGAUCCAGUUCAAGAGCCAUCGGGCGGAAUUUCAUUUAUGGUAGCCGCUGAAGAUCCAUCGGGAAGAGACGACAAGGCUGAGGAUGGUUGCAAUGGAAACGAGGCCGUUGCACAAUUAGAUGCCGGCGAACCAAUGCAAGUCGAUGGCGACGGUAAUUUCAUAAUACCACAAGUUGACGGUGCUGCGGAUCUAUUUUUAUCCGAAGACGAGAACAAGGAUGCCGAAUCUGAUACUGAACCAGUAGUCGAGAAUUUCGCCGAUCCACCCGCCGAAGAAGAGGAGACUCAAGAAACUGAAAACCAUCAUCAAGAAACUGAACCACCCGCCACUAGUAGUGAAACACCCGAAGAAAAAGAAUCCCCAAAAGAGACUGAUACCGAUGUACCAUCAACCGAGACUACAAAUCAAAUCACUGAUGAUUCAACUGCCAAAGUUGCGGAAACAAAUCCCGAAGUAACUCAAGAACCACCAGUCGAGCAAGCGGAGGAAAAAGAAGAAGAAGAAGAGGAGGAGGAAGAAAUGUCUGCCCUAAAAGUACAGACGAACGAAAGUGAUAUGCAAGUUGACAAUGAACCCGAAACAUUGCCAGAUUCAGAGAAAUUGGAUGAAUCAACAACCGAGGAAUUAGAACCAACUUCUGAAAUUCCCGAAGAAUUGAAAGAAGCAGAAGAGGCAGAGGAAGAAAAUCAAGAAAAGCCGGACGAAAGUAAAGAAGAAUCGAAGAUCGAAAAAGUUGUCGAAGAAGAGAAAGAUGAAAAAAUGAAAGAAGUUGACGACGAUAAGGAGGAUCAAAUGGACGAAGCUGAAUUAGAAUUAAAAUUACCAAAAGACGAUUCUGAAUUAGAGGACGAAUGUACCCCGGGUGAUAAAGACACCGAACCGGAUAUGCCCCAAGAUGACAACGAAAUGGAAAAGGAAAUGGAUAUCACUGAACCGACAACGGAACCUGAGGAUGAUAUUAGUGCUGUGAAAAAUGAGAAAAUUGAAGACGAUCAAGAAAAUCAGGAGGAAGAUGAGGAGGAUGAACCAAUGGACACUGAUCAACCACUACCCGAAUCAGAUCCUAUUGACGAUAUCGAUAAAGCUGCCGCUGCCGAUAUGGUAUUUGUUGAUGAAAAACCCAAAGAUCUCUUACUAGCCGUUACAGAAUCGGAAACUGUGAAACCCGUCGUAGCAGCAGUAACAGCCGUAGCACCAAUCCAAUCACCUCCUGUCAUUGAGAAAGAAAAAGAACCCGAGACAUUGGCAGCGAAAAUUGAUAACACUUUGAUUAAAAGUGAACCAAAAGAGGUUAAAGUGAAAAAGGAAUCGCCAAGGGAGGAAAAAAGUGAAGAGAACGGCGCUGAGACAAACGACGAUUCCGCUGCUUUAACCACUUUGGCGACUGCAGCUCUUGGAUCCACCGAAACACCUGUUAAAGUUAAACCUGAACAGCAGGAAGAGAAGAAAAAGGAAAUUCAAUGGUAUGACGUUGGAGUAGUAAAAGCAACAAAUUUCACAGUUCAACAUUAUUAUCUUCCAUCGGACGACGCUUUAGAUAUAAACACUGCAUUGACGACGGAUAUUUUCAAAAAUAAACUCAAAAUUCCUUUGGAACCUGGUACUGCAUACAAAUUUCGAGUCGCCGCUGUUAACAGUUGCGGUCGCAGUCCUUGGAGCGAGGUGUCUGCUUUCAAAACGUGUCUUCCCGGCUUCCCUGGAGCCCCGAGCGCAAUUAAAAUUUCCAAAUCAUCAGAAGGCGCACAACUCUCGUGGGAGCCACCGCCAAGUAAUUUGGGCCCAAUAUUAGAAUAUUCCGUCUAUUUGGCAGUGCGUAGCGCAAGUGCCACACCAAAUAAUACUGGUGAAGCAACAACAGUGGCAACAACACCAACGCAAUUAGCGUUUAUAAGAGUUUACUGUGGACCCACCAAUGCAUGUUCAGUACCAAAUAGUUCCCUGAGUGCGGCUCACGUCGACACAACAACAAAACCCGCCAUCAUCUUUAGAAUAGCUGCCAGAAACGAUAAAGGCUAUGGACCCGCAACCCAAGUCAGGUGGCUUCAAGAUCCUACCACGACAGGAAAGAGCAAUCCUCAAGUUAAAAGACCUGUGACGGAUGUUCGACCUCAUGCAGGAUCGCCAAUGAAGAAAGUGAAGUCAGAAGUCGCGGGUGAUAAUUUCUCGUGAGCUAUUUUUAUCUCUCAUUGAAUUUAAUUGGAAAAAAGAGCCCCUUUUACCCCCCCUUUUAUUAUAAAAUAUCCAUUAGUACGAAACCAAAUAAUGUCAAGAGAUAAAAAAAAAAGAAAUUGACAAUUAACUUCAGUUUUGUACUAAUCGGAUGCAUGAAAACAAGAGCAUAGGGAAAAAAGUGGUACGCGAUUUCGUUAAAAAAAGAAAAGAAAAAGUAAAAUGUCUUCAUCUUAAGGUGCGCUAUUAUAAUGUAAUUUGAUACCACGAAAAUAGUUUUGUCCGUCAAAGUUCUGGAUCACGAGAAAGACGCUAGAAUAUAUUUUCAAGCAUUAUAGACUUUGAGGCAAUAAUUUUUCCUCAAUAUUGGGAAUCAUAUAUUAGUUCAUUUUUUUUCUUCUUUUUUUUCUUUUGCAAAAUCAGAGCACAAAUACUUAUAUUGUAAAAGAAAGUCACUGCACUUGUUCAUUAUUAAUCAACAACUAUUAUUUCUGGUGCAGUCAAAUAUCAUACGUCUUAGUAAGUAAAUGAAAAAUUUUAUUUUUUUUUAUUUGAAAAAUAAUUUUUUCAUAAUGACAAAUAACAUUUUGAUUGUGCUUCUCUCGUUGCUUAUUGAGAUCAAUUUAUUGCUCUGUCAUUAAAUGAACUUCUAUUUUUUUUUUAAGAAAAAACAAAUUGUAGAAAAGCUUUCAACAUUACUUGUUUAUUUCAAUUUUUUUCUUUAUUCUGUAAUAAAACUUAUUACAAAAA